AUGAAGGCAAUCCUCUUCGUCCUGUUGGCCACCUGCUUGGCCCUGCAGCCCGGUGCCGCCCUGCAGUGCUAUUCAUGCACCGCGCAAGUGAGCAACAGAGACUGCCUGAAUGUGCAGAACUGCAGCCAGGGCCAGAACAGUUGUUGGACAUCACGCGUCCGGGCCAUUGGACUCGUGACAGUUAUCAGUAAGGGCUGCAGCUCAAACUGUGAGGAUGACUCGGAGAACUACUACGUGGGCAAGAAGAACGUCACGUGCUGCUCCACCGACCUGUGCAACGUCAAUGGGGCCCACACCCUGAAGCCAGCCAGCACCCUGGGGCUGCUCACUGUGCUCUGCAGCCUGUUGCUGUGGGGUUCCAGGCAUCUAUAG
Peromyscus californicus insignis is the source of this 372-nucleotide messenger RNA. RefSeq names its product prostate stem cell antigen (gene Psca). NCBI's taxonomy places the organism in Eukaryota, Metazoa, Chordata, Mammalia, Rodentia, Cricetidae. The transcript has 3 exons. The record is from RefSeq and is a predicted model, not a curated record. The coding region runs from base 1 to 372 and encodes 123 amino acids.